AUGGGCUCAUAACACAAAGCCGGAAAUUUCAAGCAAAAGAAUAAGAAAUUCAAGGGAGCAAAAACAGCUACUAAAACUCAUAAAAUAGAGACUAAGACCAAAAAAAUUACAAAGAAGAAUACUUCAUUGAAUAAAUCAGCUCGUAAACUCUAUUUGGAAUAGUAGAAAUUCAAUAAAUCAGUCAAAAGAGAGGAUUAAAUUGAAAAGUUGAUUAACUAAAAUAGCGUUUUGGAUAGUGCUACUAAGUCCGCUUUUAUCGAAAUGGCUAAGUAAUCCAAGGCUCCUAGAAUAGUUUAUCUCUUACCUCUCAAUAAUGCUGCUAACACUAAAUAGCUCAGAUAAGAAAUAGAAUAAUAUAUCAGCAGUCAAAUGUCUAAGCAUGAAGACAUUGAAAUGAUGGAUAAAACAACUGCUUCCAAUCAAGAUGAUGGAAAAAUGAGAUUCAAAUUCCCUUACUACUAGUUCUUCGCUCACCCUACUUACUUCCCUGGUUUGAUCAAAGAAAAUUUCAUUAUCAUUGAAGGAGAUAGAGUUUUCGAAAAUAUUAUGGACUUCUGCAAAAUCGCUGAUAUUGUAUGUCCUGUUCUUUCUUGCAAAGAUGCCAAUUUAGAAAAGCUCAACUUAGAUCCUUACAAUAACGCAAAUGCUUUCGAUGAAUGGGGUUAUAAAAUUCUUUCUGCUCUCAGACUCUAAGGUCUUCCUUCCACUAUUUCAGUCCUUUAAGACGUUAAUACUAUUCCCCAAGGCAAGCAAAAAGAUGUUAAGAAAUUAUUUUAAAGAUAUUUUGCUUCUGAAUUUGAAGAUCACUUCGUUUCAAUAGAAAAUGAACAAUCAAUCUUUACUUUAUUGAGAUAAUUAUAAGCUAGAACUUUGUUACCCUAUGACUGGAAAGAACAAAGAGGCUACAUGCUUGCUGAUGAAGUAACUGUUAAUCCUACUAAUGGAGUUGUCGAAAUUACAGGAUUUUUAAGAGGCCACUGUAUAAAUGCUAAUUAGUUAAUACACAUUACUGGUUAUGACGAUUACGAAAUAUAAAAGAUAGAAAUUUUAAAGAAUCCCAUUAAAAUUAAAUAAAAAAUAAAAAAGAAAGGUAAUGGCAUGAAUGAAACCAACAUGUCUAUGAUUAAUUUCAAUAGCGAUAUACUUUUAACUCAAGAAGCAACUGAUCCUGAUUAAAUCAAUCCUUUUGCAAAGGAUAGUGGAUUAACCAAAAAGAAAUCAAAGAAGCAUUCUUCAACUGCUAAUAUUUUAAAAGGAAUAGAUGAGAAUGAAGAAAUAGAUAACGAAAAUUCAGAUAUCGAGGAAGAAGGAGAUGAAGAAGAGGAAGAAGAAGAAGUAGAAGAAUAGGAAGAAGAAGAAAAAAAUAAAGGUAACAUUGAAGAAGAAGGUGAUAUUGAAAUUGAAGGAGAAGAUGAAGAAGACAACAUCACUAUCAAUUCUGAUGAUGAAAAUCAAUAAAAAUGCGAAGGAGACAAAAAGCAAAAGAUUUUAGAAUUGUAAGAAAGAGGAGAAGAUGAAUUAGAAUUAGAAGAUGAAGUAGAAUAUGCAACUACUAUUAAUUUGAGAGAAAGAUAUGAAAAUUAUCAAGGUAUGAAGAGUUUCAAGACCUCAGAAUGGGAUAAAUAUGAAAAUCUCCCCGAUCCUUAUGAAAAGGUUUAUGUUUUUAAAAAUUACAUUAGAACAAAAAAUACUGCUUUCCUUCAUGCAGAAGAAUAAGCAUUCGCCUAUGCAGGUUUUUAUAUUAAAAUUUAUGUUAAGGGCUUCCCUCUUGAUAAACUCUCUGCUCAUCCUAAAGAAAAGGCUUUGAUUUUGUCUACCCUUUUAAAGCAUGAAAGAAAAAUGACUGUUCUCCAUGCAAGAGUCAAAAGAAAUAUAGAAUAUGAAGACAAAGCUGUCGAAUCCAAGUAAAACUAUGUUAUUCAUAUGGGUUUCAGAAGAGCUGUUGUCAACUCAAUAUUCUCUAAAAUUUACAAUAAUAAUGAUAAGACUAAGUAUGUUAAAAAGGUCAAAGAAUUAAACUAAUUCUAUAUGGCUUCCUUCUAUUACUAUAAUAUAUAUCCUCCUGCUAAUAUAAUUAUGUUUAACGAAGGUGGAGAUAUCUUAAAUGCUGAUUUCUGUCUCUCUGGUUAAGUCAUGAAGAGUGAUCCCUUAUAAGUUGUGCUUAAACGUAUCAUCUUAACUGGUUAUCCUUUCAAGAUUCAUAAGAGAAAGGCUGUUUGCAGACUUAUGUUCUUUAAUCCUUUAGAUAUUAAGUAUUUCUAACCUGUAGAACUUAAAACAAAGUUGGGUUUAAGAGGUAAGAUUCUCGAAUCUCUUGGUACUCACGGUUUAAUGAAAUGUUUAUUCAGUGGUUUUGUUAAGCCUCACGAUACUAUUUGCAUGCAUUUAUAUAAAAGAGUUUUCCCUAAGGCUCCUUUCUGA
This is a messenger RNA of Tetrahymena thermophila SB210, 2421 nucleotides long. RefSeq names its product carboxy-terminal domain transketolase. Lineage: Eukaryota; Ciliophora; Oligohymenophorea; Hymenostomatida; Tetrahymenidae. The transcript is spliced from 9 exons. Gene Ontology annotation, molecular function: U3 snoRNA binding; GTP binding; GTPase activity. Gene Ontology annotation, biological process: ribosome biogenesis; endonucleolytic cleavage of tricistronic rRNA transcript (SSU-rRNA, 5.8S rRNA, LSU-rRNA); maturation of SSU-rRNA from tricistronic rRNA transcript (SSU-rRNA, 5.8S rRNA, LSU-rRNA). Gene Ontology annotation, cellular component: preribosome, small subunit precursor; nucleus. The record is from RefSeq and is a predicted model, not a curated record.